Molecule: messenger RNA, 5802 nt
Organism: Cynoglossus semilaevis (tongue sole)
Lineage: Eukaryota; Metazoa; Chordata; Actinopteri; Pleuronectiformes; Cynoglossidae
Gene: camta2
Product: calmodulin binding transcription activator 2
Exons: 27
Coding region: 187-5043 (1618 amino acids)
Biological process (GO): regulation of transcription by RNA polymerase II
Cellular component (GO): nucleus
Molecular function (GO): double-stranded DNA binding; protein binding; transcription coregulator activity
Source: RefSeq, a predicted model, not a curated record
GAGCUUUAACUGUGUUUUCAACACCGUAUCGUAACCGUUCUGUCAGCUGGUAAAAUGUGAACGUUGUCUCUUGGGGUUUGCAACCUUCCACUGCGACGUGCUGAUGUGAAGUUUUGUCCCUGAGUGAAAAGGGCAGAGCUGGCCAGCGUGUGCUGUGUAGGAAUCAUCUUGCAUGGACCUGUCACCAUGAGCAACAAGGAGAUGGUUUCCCCAGAGACAGAAAACAAAGGACAGAGGAAGGUGUUCCUUCCUAACAAGCUGCUAGAGUGUCUCCCUCGCUCCACCACUCUACCCAACGAGCGUCUGCGAUGGAACACUAACGAGGAGAUUGCCUCUUACCUGAUAUCAUUUGACAGACACGAGGAGUGGCUGUCCUGCACAUUAAAGACCAGGCCGAAGAAUGGAAGCAUCAUCUUGUACAACAGGAAGAAGGUGAAGUACAGGAAGGAUGGUUACUGCUGGAAGAAAAGGAAGGAUGGGAAGACGACAAGAGAGGACCACAUGAAGCUGAAGGUCCAGGGCAUGGAGUGCCUUUAUGGUUGCUACGUCCAUUCCUCCAUUGUGCCCACAUUCCACAGACGAUGCUACUGGCUGCUGCAGAACCCAGACAUUGUGCUGGUGCACUACCUGAAUGUGCCGUCCCUGGAGGAUUCUGGGAAAUGCAGUCCACUUCUGUGUGCGGUAUCUGACCGCCAUGACAGUGUCAGAUGGAGCCGGGAUGACCUGCUGAGUCAGCUGAAGCCCAUGUUCCACAGUAUGAAGUGUUCGCUCGGAACGGGAGAUUUUAGCAUCGAGGAGUUGGUGCAGCACAUUUUGGAGCGUCAGAGACCCAAACCACAGCCGCGCACACACACAUGUCUCUGUAACACCGCCCAAGUUUCACCAGGAGUCAACAUUCCUCACCGCUGCAACAGCACCAAACACCGCAUUAUUUCGCCCAAACUGCCCGCUGCUGCCGCAGCCGCCUGCACACCCUCACCAUCUCCACUGGCAGCAGAGGCGGGGGAGGCAGGAAGGGCAGGAGGACCAGGAGAAGCCAAACUUCCCCACCUGCAGGCUCAGAGCAGCCCCGCCUCCUCACCCUCUUCAAUCUCCGCCUCUUCGCCCCCCCGACCCCACAGAGCCCCCACGAUCGCUGUGAGCAGUCAUAACAACAGUUUCUACGGUGACCAUCGUCCCAGCCUGACUACGGUGGCGCUGCCCCAGAACGCAGUCAUAGUAAUGGCAACGACCACCGCCAUCCCCGGCGGAAGAGGGGUGGGGUCAGCAGGAGGUGCAGUCAGAGCAGAGGAGGUGGCAGCGUCUCAGAGGAGGAGCCUGUCACUCACUCAUUCGGGCCAGUUGCUGCUCUCGUCCACCCUCCCUCCAGCUGCCCUGCAGGCGUCAGGUGUGGCCAGCUGCCCCUCCCCUCCUACUUCUGCCUCACCCAACACAUCCUCCUCUUCCUCCCUCCCUCCUGCUGCCACUGUCCGGGCCCCUGGUGUCACCACCCUCUCUCUCACCCUCCUCCCACCUCCAGUUAUUGGAAGCCUUCUCCUUACCCCGUCUUCAUCGUCUUCCUGUUCCUCCUCCUCUUCGUCAUCUUCCAUUUCUUCGUCCACAAGCCGCUCACCUCCCCCUCCUGCAGCCAGCUCACCACCAUCUCCCCCCACCUCCUCUCCAUCACCACCUCUACCCACCUUUGACCCAGACUCUUUCCUAAACUCACCCAAACAGGGUCAGACAUACGGUGGACCCCUUCCUCCUUUAACUUCUAUCUCCUCCACCUCCACUACUUCUCCGCCAACUCCUCCAUCCCUCGCACUCUCCCUCUCACCCACCCUCACCCCUCCCUCCUCAGUUUCACCUCCUUCUUCCCUCUCUUCCUCUUCCUCCUGUGACGUAGAGAGACGGGACUCUGCCUCCUCUUCCUCCCCUCUGUCGUCCUCCCUUCCGCCAUCUAUCUCCCUGUCAUUGUCUCCCACCUCCACAGUGGCCCCACCUCUCCUCCCCCUGUGCCUGGAGUUAGGAGGUUUGGGGGAGAAUGACAUGGGGAGGCAAGAGUGUGAGAAAGCCAGCAGGGCCGAAGAAAUUAGGGAGAGGCGGGGAGGUGAUGAUGAUGAGGAGGAUGAUGAAGGUCAAGCUCCUCCCACCAAGCUGGCGCUGUUGCAGCCGAGCCGCGUCCCCUCUUCCUUGUCACCACGGCAAACAGGAAAUGGUUCUUCUUCGUUGCUCCUCGUUUGCCAAGAAACUCCCCCUACAAACAAUCAGACACAGCAACAUACUGAUGCUCAGCCUCCAUUGGUCCUGACACAGCCCUACACUCAGCAGACAAUGGCUGAAGUCCCACCUCCAAAUAACAUUUCCCAUCAGCCCCUGCUACAGCAGAUGUCCAUUUUCACUCAACCAAAGUCUACAACAGAUCUCGUCCCUUUGGCUCCACCCAAUUUAGCCCCACCUCCUGUCCAGGUGAAGGAGGAGAGCAGGCACGAGCGUGAGGACGACUCCAUUGACAUGGCUCUUGAUGAAGACGAUGCUGUGGCGUCCUGUGAGCAGGCAGAGGAGGAGCUGGACAUCUCCUUUGACAGCCAGUUCCCUGACCUCAUCUCAGAACUCAUCACUGAGGAGGCCAAUCCUGUGACAGCUCACCCGCCAGCAUCUGCUGCCACCACCACUGCACCAACAACAGCGAUGUUCCCAGCUGUAGUGCGAUACGUGGUGCCCCCACAACCCUCGCCUUCGUCCUCCUUCCUGCCCUUCCCACAUCCCCUGCCCUCCUCUUCCUCCACCCGCCCGGCCUCCAUCACCGACUUCUCCCCAGAGUGGUCAUACCCCGAGGGUGGUGUGAAGGUGCUGAUCACAGGGCCGUGGAACGAGCAGUCAGGUCGGUACGCAUGUGUUUUUGACCAGAGUUCCGUCCCCGCCUCUUUGAUCCAGCCUGGAGUCCUGCGCUGCUAUUGCCCUGCACACGAGGCCGGUCUGGUGUGUCUACAGGUUCUGGAGUCUGGAGGUUCUGUUUCUUCUUCAGUGCUGUUUGAGUACAGAGCACGGAACGCCAGCUCCCUGCCCAGCUCCCAGCUAGACUGGCUCUCACUGGAUGACAAUCAGUUCAGGAUGUCCAUACUGGAACGUCUGGAACAGAUGGAACGCCGAAUGGCAGAGAUGGCUGCUCGUGACAACAACCGCCAACACCAACAACAUUAUCAACAGCAUGGCAACCGGCUGGCAUCACUCCCUCCACCAGCCCAACCAGAGGACCAUGAGCAGUGGUUUGAGCGCAGAAUUGUAGGCGUGUGUGAGCGGAUGAUGAGGGUUGGACGGUGGGGAGGAGGAGGAGGAGGAGGAGCAGGAGGUGAAAGAGAAGAAGUAGGAGGAGGUGAGAGACUUCAGCACUCUGUUCGUCAUCGUGGAAUGACACUGCUCCACCUGGCUGCUGCACAAGGAUACACACAUCUGAUACAAACGCUGAUCUACUGGAGGAGUAUAAAUGCAGACUCUCUGGAUCUGGAACAGGAAGUGGACCCUUUGAACGUGGACCACUUCUCCUGCACCCCUCUGAUGUGGGCCUGUGCUUUAGGCCACCAGAGGGCAGCAGAGCUCCUGUACGGUUGGAACAGCCUGGCGCUAGGAAUCCCUGAUUCCCUAGGCCGGCUGCCACUGGCGGUCGCUCGCUCUCGCGGACACACACGGCUAGCUUCAGCACUAGAGGGGCUGCAUGUGAAUCACCCCACUUCACAGACCACGCCCCCUAGUGACACGCAAACAUUGUCCACGGACGCACAAACGCCAGCUACGCCACAACCACAGCUUCCACUGUCUCCUCUGUCUACAAGUCCUGACACAGGUCUCAGCUCCUCCAGCAGCAUCCCCUCUCCCAGUGACCCCUCCUCUCCUUCACCCAGCUCUGCCUAUUCCAGUGGGCCCACCCCCAUGGAUACCUCCCCUUCUUCCCCAUCUUCUAAUUCCUCACCCUCCUCGUCUCCACCCUCUGCCUCCUCAUUUCCUUCAGUAUCCAUGUGGGGGGAGGAGCCUAACACCGGCUUCAGCUCAGGUGUAAACGCUGGAAGUUCCAGAGAGUUUCCGUUGUACCUCAUGGACUACGAGAGUGCCUCCCCCUGCCACGCACACAUCUACACACACACAGCAUCAACCAGUGGACGGCGGUUGCACACAACCAGCUCAACGGUGACACUGGAGGAGGAGCUGCUCAGCUACAGCGAGAACGCAGAGAACGAAGGCGAAGAGGAGGAGUAUCUGGAAGAGGAGGUGUUACAGGUUGACAUGGCGGUGCUCGCAGAGCAAAUCAUUGAGGCCACACCUGAGCGAAUCAAGCAGGAGGACUUUCCCAGGGGGGCAGAGUCACCGCUCAGGGAGAGACGAGACAAUCCCGCCAUUCAAGACACCUGGCUGGCUACAUACCUGGAUACGGUGGACGUUCACACCCACUCCCCACCAAGGCGGGUGUGCCCCCCCUCCCCUCUGAGUGCACUGGCCCUUCAGAGACUGCGCCCCCCCUCCUCUGCGGCGUGGGCAGAGUUCCUGAACGCCUCAGCUAAUGGAAAGAUGGAGAGAGACUUUGCCCUGCUGACACUGACAGACGGUGAACAGAGGGAGUUGUACGAAGCUGCCAGGGUCAUCCAGAACGCCUUCAGGAGAUACAAGGGCCGGAGGUUAAAGGAGCAGCAGGACAUGGCAGCAGCUGUCAUUCAGAGAUGCUACAGGAAAUACAAACAGCUAACAUGGAUAGCUCUGAAGUAUGCACUCUACAAGAAGAUGACGCAGGCGGCCAUCUUAAUCCAAUCCAAGUUCCGAUCAUACUAUGAGCAGAAGCGGUUCCAGCAGAGUCGGCGGGCGGCGGUACUGAUCCAGCAGUACUACCGCAGCUAUAAGCAAGCACCACGUGGUGGCACCAGCCACAGCGCUAAGAUGAAGGGCUCGUUUUUGACGAAGAAACAGGACCAGGCAGCGAGGAAGAUCAUGAGGUUUCUGAGACGCUGCAGACACAGAAUUAAAGAGCUGAAGCAGACAAGAGAGCUGGAGAGAAGAGGACUGACAACAUUAUGAUGACAUCAUCAGGGAUAGGAGAGCGUUGUCUUCACGUUAUGUCAUCACAGCCUGUGACGUCACACCUUUUGAUGUCACAUAUGGUGAUGAGCAUAAGUUAAAAUGUUAUGCGUCAGAAAGUGACGGCACCAUGAGUGUAAGAGACAGAUGUUUACGUUGUGUUUGAGGGUCGUUUGUAAAGAUGUGACUGUACAAAGAUGUGUAAACACACUUAUACAAACUUAUAUUUACAUAUAAAAAUAUAUAUAAAUAUAUAUAUUAUAUAUAUACUUAUAUAUAUAUAUUCUAAAGUGUACGUUAUAGAAGCUGUGGAUGUUUGUAUUUAUUACAGCAUGAACUGUGCGUGUGUGUGUGUGUACGUGCUGCACAGAAUAUGGAGUCUUAAGAAGCCCUCUGACCUCUGAGAUGGGUCAGGUGGGUCCCCCCCCCCUUUAGACCGUAUUAUAAUCUUUUCAGCAAUGGCACCUAGAACCGAGCAUGAGCUUUAAUUCUCUGUGUUUUUUUUCCCUUGUUUCUAAAUCAAGGACAUUUAAAAAAUAUCUCUGUUGCAGUGAAGCUUAGCAUGAGUUUGUACCAAAAUCACAUGAUUAAAUCUAAUGUUUGCUACUGGUUUUUUCCUCACUUGCUGUUCCCUGUCUGCAGCACAGGACACGGCCUUAGAGAGAAAGCACAGAACUGUUGAUAAGAACCAACCUAAAUAAAAGUGAUGGUUGUCAACUGUGGACUGUUUCAGUCAGACACAAAUGCCACUUGUUUUUA